Molecule: messenger RNA, 2668 nt
Organism: Prosopis cineraria
Lineage: Eukaryota; Viridiplantae; Streptophyta; Magnoliopsida; Fabales; Fabaceae
Exons: 3
Coding region: 67-1722 (551 amino acids)
Source: RefSeq, a predicted model, not a curated record
ACGUGGUGCUAGCCCAAAAGCUUCAAGCAUGGCUGAUUCGCCGCCGCCGCCAUUUUCAUCGGCAAAAUGUCUGAUAACACCGGUGCUCCUCGGAAACAUUUACACCGGUCAUCUAAACUCUUCGGUUCACCCCGAAACCCUAACAAGCCCGUACAGCAAGAGCUUACUCCUUUGCUAGAAACAGCCCCAGAUCCGAUUGUCGAGGAGCCCACUCAGACCAGUCCUCGCAGAAAUCGACGUCGCCGUAAGAGAAAAUUGCCGCUGCAUGCCGACCCUCAAAUCCGCAUCGCAAUGUCCGUAGCCAUGGCUCAUGCCGGCCUCGCCUUGUCCCUUGUCGUCCUAUACGGCGUUGCCAAGCUUCUCCAGAACUAUUGGCCCCACCUUCUUUGGGCCAUCCUCUGCUCCAUCCCUCUCCACGAGCUUCACACUGCCCUCGUCUCCUUCUGGUCUCAUUCUCUCAAUCUCGGCCUCCUCCACGCUAUACUCGCCAUCCCAUUGUCCGCCCUCAGCGUCACCUGCUCCUCUCUAAUCGAUUCUCAUGCCGCCCUUCUUCGCCUCCUCCGCUAUCCUUCACCCUUGCUCCAGAGCAAAUUCGAAUUCUCCAAGCUCAUGCAAUGGCUUAUCUCUUUUGGGAUUUUUAUUGUUUUUUACGAAAAAAUAGGUUCUUUCUCUGUUCCCGCCUUCGUAAUCCCUUGCUCCAUCGCCUAUGCGUCUGGUUUUGGCAAGGUCAAGAUGAGAGAGUUAACUUCCAUUUCACGAAUAAAGUUUCGGAGUGAUCAUAGUUCGUUCGGUUUUAAAAUUAGCAGUUGCCUUACUUCGAUCAUGCUUAAUAGGUUGAAAACGAUGGUUGGGAUUGGAUUAAUAAUGUUCAUGAUCGUGGGUUCUGUUUUAGGUCUUGUUUUCUUUUCUUAUAAAAUUGCACUGGAGGGGAAAGACGCUGUGAUUUCGUUUAAGGUGCAUCUGCAUGAGAACGAUUAUGCAGAAAGAAUUGGUGUUAAGAAAUGGAUGGACGAGAACCAUAUACCGGAAUUGAUUGAUACUUAUGCCACCAAAGUCUCUGAAACUUUGCUACAGAACAUUGAUUCAUUGGCCGCCAAUUAUAACGUAACGGAAAUUGUGCAUGGCGUGAGGAAUUACUUAAUUAGUCAUUCGCAAGGUUCUCUUAGAACUAGUGUUCUUACCCAAGCUAGCGUUAGACCAGUGUCUCAGAAGCUUUCUUGUAUUCAGUCAAGGGUAAGAAAUGGACAGUGGAAGAAGAUCUACAGCGACAUUGAUGGGUUAUUUAGGGUAUUGGCAUCUUUAAUUGCCAGGGAAGGCUUGAUGGGGGAGCUUAAAGCAUUUUUACUAGAGAGUUUGGAUGUGUCAAAAAGAUUGUUGACUUGUGGUGCCAAUAUAUUGCUGUACAUGGCUGUCUCUUUAGUCUCGGGAGCUGCAGGGUUGGUGAAUUUCAUAUCUGAAAUGAUGGUGUUUUUAUGGCUGUUGUACUAUUUGAUGACUUCAGAUUCUGGGGGAGUGAUGGACCAUGCUUUAGACAUGGUGCCAAUAUCAAAAUCGACCCGGGUUCGGAGUGCUAAGGUUCUUGAUCAUGCAGUGAGUAGCGUGUUAUUAGCCACUGCCAAGCUGACCUUGUUUCAGGGGUGUUUAACAUACCUAUUGUUUAGAUUCUACCACAUUCAUUUUCUGUAUACGUCAACAUCUCUUGCACUCAUGAGUGCUAUUUAACCCAUCACGCCAGCUCCUUUUCUUGCAACAAUACCAGCAGCUGCACAGCUAGCCAUGGAGAAAAGGUACGUCGAAGCGAUAAUAUUAACAACCAUACAUCAGAUACUGUUGGAAUAUGGUACACAAGCUAUCCAAGAUGAGAUACCUGGCCAUAAUGCCUAUUUGACAGGGCUGAGCAUACUUGGUGGCAUUGCUGUUUUCCCCUCUGCUUUGGAAGGAGCAAUAAUGGGUCCUCUGCUGAUGACAGUUAUGAUCGCUUUAAAAAGGCUUUAUGCCGAAUUUGUCCUCGGUAGCACCCAUGGAACUGCUCGGUGAUAUUUGAUGACGACUUUUGGUUCGGUUACUUUUUCUCCCUAAUACAACCUAGUAUUUGACAUCGUUUUCUUUUGUGCUAGAGUAGAAUUGGCGUGGCCUGUAAGUGACGUCAAUAUAGUACAGUAACAACGUCAAUUUUUGCAGCAGAUAUACUUACUGAUGUAGAGCCUACAACAGGAAUGUACAUGUUUGUUGCUCCCAUGGUCAGAGCCUGGCUGCUUUGCUCAACUUCUGUAAUAUAGCUGAAUACAGACCAAAUCAAUCGGAACCAAUCUAACCAAAGAUGUAUCUUCAUAGAAUAAAUAGAAGUUAUCAAUAGGAAUUAAUAAUAAUAAAAAGAAAAGUGCUAUAAAUAUAAAAAAUCAACUAUGUGACCAUUCCCAUGGCAUCGAAGGCGAAGUUAAUAAAUACCCCUGGAGUUAUUCUUUUCCCUGCCACUCUUGAUGCAUGCUUCAAACUGGGGGCGUUCUUGUUGACAUCCAUUAUCUACGUUUUUGGGGCUUAAGAACUUACAUUUGCGCUGAUAAUAGCUGUUUGUGUAAGCUUGCGCCAUUAAUUAGUUUAAUGCAUUAACAUGCAAAGAAUUAAUCUUUGUUAUAUAGUUAGUUUUUACUUUUCUGGCUUAUAUUAA